Centropristis striata (black sea bass) is the source of this 1538-nucleotide messenger RNA. Its product is annotated as agouti-signaling protein-like. Gene Ontology annotation, biological process: positive regulation of feeding behavior; hormone-mediated signaling pathway; adult feeding behavior. Gene Ontology annotation, cellular component: extracellular region. Bases 175 to 525 code for a protein of 116 amino acids. The transcript has 3 exons. The record is from RefSeq and is a predicted model, not a curated record. Gene Ontology annotation, molecular function: neuropeptide hormone activity; type 1 melanocortin receptor binding. NCBI's taxonomy places the organism in Eukaryota, Metazoa, Chordata, Actinopteri, Perciformes, Serranidae.
AGACAAUACAUCUCCUCAGAAAGACAGAGAGCCGAGGCAGCUAAAGUGAGGUUUAAAAGGAGAAAAAGUAGACUACGUGGGUCAUUAUUUAUUUGCCUCUCAUAGCAGCCGACGGUCUGGAUUCAUUCAGUUCCCGUGAGACUCAUUUUCACCGUGUUGUCAACAGAAAUCAUCAUGAGGAAGAUCACCGGCAGACACUUGUUGUGCUUCCUUCUGCUUAGCUUCCCACUGUCCUGGGCAGAGGACAUAAAGAAAGAUGUGAGGCGGACUGAGAAUGACACAGUGUUGAGUCAAGGGAAGAGCAGACGGCUGUUUGCGAGGCGAAAGAUUACUCAACCAGAGGAAAGUACUACUCCUAAACACAAAUCAAACGUCAUGACCCCUGCGCGGCGCUGCAGCCGCCUGAUGGAGAGCUGCUCCAGCCACGUCCCGUGCUGCGACCCCUGCGCCUCCUGCCGCUGUCGACUCUUCAACACCAUCUGCCACUGCUGGAGGAUGAACCCCCUGUGUCUGAAGAAGACGUAGAUGAAGCACGAACACCCACAUCCACAGACACACGUCACCUGGACACAAUCAAUAGACAUCUACACACAGAGAUAAUAACACACUCUGCCUGGUGGCCCGUGGGUGCAGUACAGAGAAUAUUAUAACAAAAACAUUUGGAAAAUGAAGAAAAAAAUUAAAGUUCUUUCCAUUGUCUGUGGCUUUAACACUUGAGUGAUGGAAGGGGAGAUGGAAGGAGUGUUGUCUUUCUCUCUUUCACUCUUCUGAGGCAUGAAUAUGAAAAUACUCACAUAAAUGUUUACAGAAUAUCCAUACAGUAUAUCCAACAUGCAGUGUAACAAAUAAGUGACAUUUGCUUUUGCAUGUAUGUAUACAAACACGUGCAAACUGUGUAUUAUGUCUUGGGUAUCUCCUGCACUAUUGCUGCUUUUUGAAUGUCUUUCUCACUUUCUGCCCUGUUAAACAUGUGGGAGCUCAUAAUACCUAGAUAUAUAGUAGAACAUACAUUUCUUUUUCUGUCUUUGAAUGUGGAAAAAAUAAAGUAAAAUCACAUGUUUGAGCUAUCAACAGUUAGAAAACAGAUUUUCUGUUUCCGUGCCUUGGGAAACAGACCAAUUUAGGUCCACAAAAUGACAAACUAUUCACAUUUAUGUGGAUUUGUGAGUUAAAGUUAGUUUAUAUUUUUGCUAUUGAUUAAAUAUAUAUCACGCCUAUAUAAUUCCUGUGUUUUUGUUAUUUCCCCAGUGGAAAUGUCCUAAAAUGCAUACUUAACUAAAAAAAAAUAAUAUUUCAUUUAGGAUUAUGAAACACAGCAAGAAAACAACAAAAUAGUUAUUGCAAAUAGUUUGCUGGCAGCUGUCUUUGGAUAAACAAGAACUAAAGCUGCUUUGUAUUAUUCACAGACAUUUUUGUUGUAAGGCAAAAGAUACUACACAUGAAUGUUACAUGUAGGAGGCCAAGUGUGGGACUUCAGGAGGGACGUGCAGACACAUGUUGAUGUUAAAUUCCAAAAUAAAGCCGUUUUCAGCUCUUAA